CGCUGCUCGUUAACGCGCUCUCGCGUCCGUGCGCGCACCUGCAGCCUGUCCAUGACUCAAACCGGCAGCAGCUCCAGCUCCCGUGUCUCCUCCUCCCGCGUCUCCUCCUCCCGCGUCUCCUCCUCCCGUGUCUCCGUCAGUGUGCUGUGUCUCCGGGAAUGAGAAGGAGCGAUGGCGGGCUGUGGCAGCGAGGAGAAAGCUUACCGCCGCUUCCUGGAGCUCUUCCUGCGGGAGAUGCGGCCGCCGCUGCGCGAGGACUCCCCGGUGCCCGCGCGCCCGCUGUCCGACUCGGUGGUGGAGGACGAGGUGGAGGGGGAGUGUCUCGACCUGUGUCUGCAGCACCUGUGCAAAUAUAACUGCCCGUUCCCGCUGGCGGCAGGUUUGGCGCGCGGCACGGCUGACAGCGUCCUACAGACCGAUCUCUCCAGCUGUCACGUCAUCAAGACCACAGAGGACGGCACCGAGACUGAAACCGUUCCCCAGCUGAUCGACGCAGUGAAAUUGGCGCGGCUGGUCUUUAAUAAGCUGUGUGAGACGUGCUGCGUGUGGCUGAAGGGUUUCCCGCCGCGCCGCCGCGCUCAGACGUACUACGAGACCUCCAUCCACGCCAUUAAAAACAUGCGGCGCAAGAUGGAGGACAGGCACGUCAUCAUCCCCGACUUUAACAUGCUCUUCAACCUGCAGGAUCAGGAGGAGCAGGCGUACUUCGCCGUGUUCGAUGGUCACGGGGGCGUCGACGCUGCAACCUUCGCUGCGAAUCACCUCCAUGUCAACCUGGUGAGACAGGAGACGUUCAGUCAGGACCCGGGGGACGCUCUGCGCCGCGCAUUCAAACUCACAGACGAGCGCUUCGUACAGAAAGCCUCACGAGAGAACAUGCGCUGUGGCACCACUGGGGUCGUGACCUUCCUGCGAGGCCGGACUCUGCACGUGGCGUGGCUCGGAGACUCUCAGGUCAUGUUGGUGAGAAAAGGAGAAGCGGUGGAGCUGAUGAAACCACACAAACCAGACCGAGAGGAUGAGAAGAAGCGGAUCGAGGCUCUGGGAGGGUGUGUGAUCUGGUUCGGGACGUGGCGAGUGAACGGCAGCUUGUCCGUGUCGAGAGCCAUCGGAGACUCCGAGCACAAGCCGUACAUCUGCGGUGACGCAGAUCACGCGGUGUUCCCCCUGGACGGCACCGAGGACUACCUGAUCCUGGCGUGCGACGGGUUCUAUGACACGGUGUGCCCGGAGGAGGCGGUGCGCGUCGUCUCCGAUCACCUGCAGGAGAAUAACGGAGACACGGCCAUGGUGGCGCACAAACUGGUGGCCUCGGCACGCGACGCCGGCUCCAGCGACAACAUCACCGUCAUCGUGGUGUUCCUCAGGGACCCGCGAGCUCCGCCCCCGUCCGACGAGCAGCAGGACGAAGACGAGGUGGAGCCCGAGGAGGAAGAGGACGUGGAGGAAGACGAGGAAGAAGAGGAGGAGGAAGAGGAGGAGGAGGCGAUGCAGGGGGAGCUGGCGUGUCAGGACGGCGGCGGAGAGAACGGCGGGAAGGUGCGGAGCGGCUGGCCCCUGCAGCAGUGCUCCGCCCCCGCCGACCUGGCCUACGAGGAGCGCACCGACUCCUUCACGGACAGGACCAGCCUGAGCACCGCGGGGCCCGAGCUCCCGAUCACCGCCGGCGGGUGCUUCUGCCCCGCCCCCAGCAGCUCAGGAGGAGGAGGGGGGCGUCGGCUGUGUCCCAAACCUCGGGUCCCGUCCUGCAGUGGGCGCUGGGUGGAGGCUGGAGCGCUGCUCCCUCAGCAGGGGCGGAGAAAGAGGAGGAUAGACGAAGUGCUGGAGCGCAGGAAGGAGCAGAGGAGGCGUGUCCGAAAGAGGGGUGAGAGUCGCGGCGCCCAGAGCUCACGACCACGCGUACCCGAGCCGCUGCGCUACACCGAGACCCGGCCCGGGGUCGCCCUGGCGCGCCUGACACACGAAUACGCCAUCUAAACCCCUCCUGUUACUACACAUCCACUUUAUCACUCACACACACACACACACACACGCACGCACACACACACACAUUCCUGUUUAUUAUUCAUUAUGUUUCCUAACACACACAAACACAUGCUACAGUAAUACACACAGUUUCCCCUGACACACAGAGUCCCUACUUCAGACUGAGCCAAGAUAAGUCUCACACACUCACACACACACACACACUCCAAAAGGUCACCCUGUGGUGCUUCAGGAUGCUCGAGUCCUUUUUACAUGAGAAGAGGAAUCCUCUGUGACAUCACCUGCACUCGCCUCUUCAUCAUCAUCAACUUUAGCCCCGCCCCCUCCCAAGCACAGAUCCCCCAGGAGGCGGGAAAGAAGCACCACCAUGAAAGAAUAUCCACACACCCUCCUCAGCUCUACACACACACACACACACACACACACACACACACGGCUCCAGGUGUGUUUUUGCUCAGACUCUGCUCACGUGUGUUCACGCUCAUCGUGACUCGCCUCGCGUCCUCUUUCUUUUCCUAAACCUCCACUGAGCCUGAGCACCGUGAUGACAUCAUCAUCACACACAUCACGGCGUCUCGACGUGUUCAAGUAAAAAGCUAAAAAGCUAAAGUGCGCACUGGAGUGCACAAGUGUUCACUCUCUCUCUCUCUCUCUCUCCUACGUUCCCUCAUUUACCUCUCAAGGGGCACAAAUAUAUAUUUAACAGAAUUAUAGUAAAAUAACGUAUAUGUGUGUGUGUGAGUGUGUGUGUGUGUGAGUGUGUGUCAGUGUGUGUCGCUGUCUGUCUUAUUAACGUGAUAGUUAGGUCUCAGAUACACACCAUGUUCCUCCACAUCUACUCCUAAAGAAGACUACUUGAAAUUACCCGACGAGGAGGACGUGCCAUGAAACACACACACACACACACACACACACACACACACACACCAGAAGUGACCGACGGCUUCCUCCUCCAUGUUCAGGGAUCCUGAGCCUCAGCACUUGACACUGACGGCACGCUCCUGCUCGUCUCACCUCUCACUCCCUGUCUGUCUCUCUCUCGCUGUGUGUCGUCUCGUCUGUGAUCUUCACCUCUGCUUUUACUUCCUGUAAGCAAUAAUGAACCUUCUGAAGCCAUGAGACUCUCAGAGCUGCAGAGCAAAGAUGUGAGAUCACGAGGCUCGUCACCGGAUUGUGUUACCGGAACGUCGCGGAUGAGACAUACGCGUCCGCCGCUCCGCUCUGCUGUCUGUCAGCCAAGACGUGCUCGGCGUGUGAAGUUCACUAGUUUAGCGCGCAGGAGUGAUGACGAUAACGGAUUUUAUCUUUAAUGUGUCGUUGAUCUUCACCUCAGAGUGCGCGAGUGCUGUGGUCUUCAUCCGUGUGUAGCAGGUAAUACCGUAGUGAGGCCGCAGGGGGCAGCAGCAGUGCAGCUACUCUUACAUAACAUUACUGCAACACACCACUGACUCAACACGUGUCACACUGUACGACGAAAACCUCACACACGUUAAACUCCUCCUCUGGAGUCCAACCUGCUUCCUAAAACACGAAUAUUUAUGAGAUCAUCCGUUUAAUCAGCUACAGAUCGGGAACAUUCAACACUUGUGCAUUUUUAUUUUUUUGCAGUUCUCACUGGAGUGUUAUUUUAAAGCCGCCAUAUUGGCGCACAUAAACCCAUCGUCUAGUGGAAAUGUCGUAAGCUUGAAAUGCGUUCAACACAGUACACGUAACCUAGCGAUUAGCCGAGCCUACCUUAAGCCUGCUCAGAACUUUUAU
This is a messenger RNA of Clarias gariepinus (North African catfish), 3744 nucleotides long. RefSeq names its product protein phosphatase, Mg2+/Mn2+ dependent, 1E (gene ppm1e). Gene Ontology annotation, biological process: negative regulation of protein kinase activity; protein dephosphorylation. The transcript is spliced from 7 exons. Bases 172 to 1977 code for a protein of 601 amino acids. The record is from RefSeq and is a predicted model, not a curated record. Gene Ontology annotation, molecular function: cation binding; protein serine/threonine phosphatase activity. Lineage: Eukaryota; Metazoa; Chordata; Actinopteri; Siluriformes; Clariidae.